This is a messenger RNA of Neltuma alba, 600 nucleotides long. RefSeq names its product L10-interacting MYB domain-containing protein-like. The coding region runs from base 1 to 600 and encodes 199 amino acids. NCBI's taxonomy places the organism in Eukaryota, Viridiplantae, Streptophyta, Magnoliopsida, Fabales, Fabaceae. The transcript has 2 exons. The record is from RefSeq and is a predicted model, not a curated record.
AUGGAUAAUGAUAGGGGAAAAGCGACAUUGGAUUAUUACACGACAAAAAUUCUAAUUAAUGUUUGUGCCGAGCAAAUAGUGCACAAAGAAAGACAAGGAACAUCGUUUACAAGACCUGGUUGGGGGAAAAUUGAAAAGAAUUUUCAGGAAAGGAGUGGGAAAAUGUAUGACAGGAGGCAACUGAAGAACAGAUUUGAUGUAUUGAGAAAAGAUUGGAAGUUGUGGGAAAAACUGAUGUCUGGGGAGACUGGCAUUGGUUAUGAUGCAGCCACAAAUAGGCCUGACACAGAAGAGGAGGAGGAUGUUUAUAGAGUCGAGCUGGACCAACAGGAAGGGUCAGGGGAUAGUGAGGAUGAAAACUUUGGUAUGGAUCCAACAGCCCGUGCAGGGGUCACAGAUGACUUCGCUGCUUGCAACAUAAACAACCCCGCGAGUACUGGACCAAGUGGCUCAGGAAGCUAUGGAAAGAGAAAGAAGGGUGAGACAUCAGAUGCAAAGAAGAAGAAAAAAGUUGCUGCAUCUACUAAAAUUUCUGAUAGCCUGAGUGUCAUAGCAGCUGCUUUUGACAAGCGAGCAGCAGCAUUGGUUGAAGAUCCCUAA